CUUUUACUCUGUGGUCAGUAUUUUUGUGGAAUUCGUUUGAGUGCGUCGUGUUUUCUGUUUUUAUUUUAUUUGUGAUUAAUUUUCCGCAAACACUUCUAGUUGACUUUGUGUUUGUCCUCUGAUGUUACUGUAGUGCCUGCACAACAACGCAGCCAAGAUGCCGGUCUUCCAUACGAAGAUCAUCGAGAGUAUUUUGGAGCCAGUUGCUCAACAGGUGUCCCGGCUGGUGAUCCUGCACGAGGAGGCGGAGGAUGGCAACGCCAUGCCCGAGCUGGCGCGGCCCGUGCAGGCGGUGGCGCUCGCCGUCAACAACCUCGUCAAGGUGGGCCACGAGACGAUCGAGUCGUCGGACGACGCGACGCUCCGCAACGACAUGCCGCCGGCGCUGCGGCGCGUGGAGACGGCGUCGUCGCAGCUGCAGCAGGCGUCCGACAUGCUGCGGGCCGACCCGUACUCCGGCCCCGCCAGGAAGAAGCUGAUCGAGGGUUCUCGCGGCAUCCUGCAGGGGACAUCGGCUCUCCUCCUCUGCUUCGACGAGUCGGAGGUCAGGAAGAUUGUGAAGGAAUGCAAGAAGGUGCUGGACUACCUGGGAGUGGCUGAGGUGAUCGACACGAUGGAGGAUCUGGUGCAGUUCCUGCGAGACAUCUCCCCGGCCCUCUCCCGCGCCGCUAGAGAGGUGGCAGCUCGAGCCUCGGAGCUGACGCACGUUCCUCACGCGGACACGCUGGCGCGCUGCCUCGACAGCGUGAAGCAGCUGGCGCCCGUGCUGAUCUGCGCCAUGAAGAUGUACAUACACACCCUGCAGGAAGGUGGCAAGGGCGUGGAGGACGCUGCUGAGAACAGGAACUACCUCGCGCAGAGAAUGGCCGACGAGAUACACGAGAUCAUCCGGGUGCUACAACUGACGUCGUACAUCGAGGACGGCGGCGAGAAGGACAACGUGGCCGUGCUGCGCGCGCUGCAGGCGCAGAUCCACGGCAAGAUGGCCGCCGCGCACGAGUUCCUUAACGACCCAGAAGCCCUCCGCAACUCCGCCGGCGACCGCGCUCUCCGCUCCAUCCUGACAGCGUGCGCGGGGGCCGGGGGGCUGCUGCCCGCCGCCGGGGACCGCGCGCGCCGCGCCGCCCCCCGCCACGCCGCGCUGGCUGAUCUGCGGGCCCAGCGGCAAGGGAACGGAGCCCCGGCGCAGGCGCUAUGCGCAGACCUCCGUGCCGACCUCAACGAGCUGGACGCCAUCGUGACGGAGGGCAUCCGCCACGCGGAGAAGCAGGGCGGCCGCACCGUGCAGGGCCGUCUGGAGACGGCUCACAAGUGGCUGGUGCACCCGGCGUGUGACCCAGCAACGCGAGUCGAGGGGCAGAGGGCUAUCACCAGCAUCGUGGCGCAGGCGCAGAGGAUAGCCGAUGGCUUACAAGGCCGGGAGAAGGCAGAGAUACUUCAGCUUUGUUCCGAAGUGCAGAAGAUGUCUGACAAUCUGGCAGAUUUGUGUAUGAGCGGACAGGGAGAUACGGAGGAGGCUAGGAAUAUUACCAGACAACUGACGGACAAGCUGCACGAGCUCAAGCGAGCGAUGGAGCGCGCCGUGGUGAACCGCGUCGUGGAAGACUUCAUCGAUGUCGCGGCGCCACUGAGGCAUUUUAUAGAUGCUGUUAAUACUCCUGAGGGUACAAUAGGGCGUGAAGCGAACUUCAACGACAAGGCGGCGGCUCUAAAGGCGUUUUCCCACCGCGCGGCGACCACCGCGCACAUGGUGGCCGCCGCCGCCGACAACAAGCGCCUCGCCGACAGACUCGCGCACACCGCCACGCAGGUGGAGAAACUGGCGCCGCAACUUAUCGCAGCUGGCAAGAUCCGCUUCAACUACCCAGACAGCAAGGUGGCCGAGGAGCAUCUGAACAACCUCAAGACUCAGUACGCGGAGUGCGUACUCCGGGCUCGCGACCUGUGCGACCAGGCGCUCGACCCGCUCGAGUUCGUCAACACUGCCGGAGAGUUGAUGCAGAAGCACACGUACCUGUGUGAGGACGCGAUCCGACAGAACGACUCGCAGAAAAUGGUCGACAACACCUCCGCUAUUGCCAGGCUGGCCAACCGCGUGUUGUUAGUAGGAGGCAGUGAGCGAGACAACACCGAAGAUGGACAUCUAGCCCGCAGCCUCACAGCCGCCCUGGAAAGACUGCAGGGCUCGAUAGCGCCGGCGGUGCAGCGCGCCAAGCGAGUGGCGCUCGGGGACCUGUCGCAGGCGCCCGACUGGAGGCACGCCAACAACGAGAUCCUGCAAUCAGCCCGCGAAGUAGAGGGCGUGUUAAGCGCGCACUACCGCCCCGCGCCGCGCACGCCGCCGCCGCCGCCGCUGCCGCCCGUCACACAGAUACAUGCCUCGCAACAGCAAGCGCCACCGCGGCCGCCGCCCCCCGCGUCGGCGCCCCCGCGCCCCCCGCUCCCCGCCGACACGGAUGAUGAAGGAGAGGAUAUAUUCAGCCGGCAGCCGCACCCCAGCCAGCCUAUACUGGUGGCAGCGCACAACCUGCACAAGGCUGUCCGCGAGUGGUCCUCCAAGGACAACGAGAUCAUCGCGGCCGCCAAGCGCAUGGCCAUACUGAUGGCGCGGCUUUCCGAGCUGGUCAGACAGGACUCUAAGGGCAGCAAGCGCGAGCUGAUCGCCACGGCGAAGGCCAUCGCGGAGGCGUCCGAGGAGGUGACGCGCCUCGCCAAGAAACUGGCGCUCGAGUGCACCGACAAGAGAAUACGCACCAAUCUUCUGCAAGUGUGCGAACGAAUUCCGACCAUCGGCACUCAGCUCAAGAUUCUGUCCACCGUCAAAGCCACCAUGCUGGGCGCUCAAGGUAGCGAGGAGGACCAGGAAGCCACGGAGAUGCUCGUCGGAAACGCACAGAACCUCAUGCAGAGCGUGAAGGAGACAGUGAAAGCCGCGGAGGGCGCCUCGAUCAAGAUCCGCACGGAGCAGGGCGGCUACAAGCUGCGCUGGGUGCGUCGCUCGCCUUGGUACCAAAUGUAGACGGGAGCAAGUGUGUGUGUGGUACCAUUGUGGUACCAGAUGUACACUGGACUACGCCUGCGUGGUACCAGAUAUAGACAAGUACGUGUAUCGUAUACUAGUAGUAGUAUGAGAUAACCACCACGGCGAUGAAUUAUUUUAAUACACUUUUGCUUCCACCUUCGCUGUAUAGUGGAAAAAAAACUUAACCAAUAUCUUAAAACGUGAGCGAAAGGUUUUUAGUUGAGAGAAAAUGACUGGAUAGCACAAGCUAACAACAUUGCUACCGUCAUUUUUUUAUACUAUUCGGGCUGUAGGAUGGUGUGGUUACAUCUGUCAGCAAGGAAUAACUUUUUCCUAUCUCCCCAUCGUAUACCGCAGAAGCAGUUUUAAUUUUUACCUUACCAAGCGUCAUUAAUUUUAUGUAUUUUACAACGAAUAUGUUUAUGUAAAGAAUUUUAUACUGCUUUAUGUAAAAUUUAUUAUUAUUUUUAUCUACAAUUUCGUAAUAUGAAAAUCUAAAUGGUUUCUCAUUUUAAUGUAAACUUAUUUACGUGGAUAUCGUUAUACGAAAGUAUUUCUAACAUUUUGAUGUGUGAAGUGGUAAAUUUUAUUCAUUUUGAUUAAAGUGAAGAUAAAUGUGUGAUGAGUAUAAAUGCAGUGCCAUUGAUUAGUGCUUUAUAUUAUAUUAUAUAUUCUGAACAAUUAUGUAAGCAUUCGUUGUCUUAGAUAUAAAGCAUAAUAAUAACUCACUUUAUAAUCAUAGUAUACCUGUGAAUCGUGAAUUAGGCAAUAAAUAACACCUAUAUGUAGUGUCAAAUUAUAUAUUAUACAAUCUUAUAAUGUAUUAUAAAAUGAAUACCUAUGUAGUGUGUCUAUAAUAUAUUUUUAUAGAAAGAAGCAAAUAUAACUAUUUUUCAAAGUGAAAAGGUGAUAGCUAAUAAUUAUGAAUGCAAAGUAGAUCGUAAUAUACAUUAGUAUUCAAAUAGUAUCAUGUAUGUAUCUAUAACAUUGCUUUGUGUAUGUGUAACUUACAUAAUUUAAUUAUUUUAUGUACCAUCAACUAAUGUAGGUGUAAAUAAAAUUAGUCUUCUAAGUUCACACACAAUACAUACAUGUGAAUAAUAAUAAUUGUUUAUAUGAAGACUGGAAAAACUGUGCCUCCCUGUUUUCAGAACUUACUUUAACUAGACAACUGCAACUUAUACAGGGUGUUGCAAAAAGGGUAUAUUAAGCCGAAACCUACAUGUGCAUCAUGGUAUAUCUAAGUCCGAAACUGAAAUCAGAAUUUCAAAAUUCGCGUAAAAAAAAGUCAUUCUACAUAAUAAAAACUCACGUGACCAGCAAAGUUUCUAUGGAAAAAUGUUUUUUUUCGCGAACCCUUCAAAUAUCCUUUUUGCGACACCUGUAUAAGUUGCAGCAAAAGUGGAAAACCAAGUCGAAAGGGGGUGAUGCAGGAAUACAUCUUGAACAACUGUUGUUGAACUACUACCACUUUUGCAACAAAGUGUACCUAUAACGUGUUCCCAUAUGAAUUUACUCACAAUAGUGCCCUUACAAUUUGUGAUAGUAUUAUACAUUUAGAAUAGGCUACAGUUCUUCUCAUGUAUGUAUUGUGUUUAUAAAUAAGGUAUUUAUGUUAUUUAAGAUAUGUAUUGUUUAGUGCCAAUUUCUCCAUUGUCGGUUAUCUAACCGUCAGGGAUUGAUUUAUAAAUUAAACGUCAUCUUCAUAUAAAAUUCAUGACAGAUGUGUCAAAAGUUAACCACUACUCCCUGGUUAUGCUCUAACCGAGAAUGGAGAAAUUGGCACUUACUACUCUAGUUAUUUUAAUCACGUUUAAGAAACUUUCACCAUAUGCCUAGUUUAGAAAUAAAACAAAAAAUGUCGCAGGCCCACUAGCUGACGUUACCGAAACUCUCGCUUAAUCCGGGAUUAAGUUUAAAAAUAUUACCUUCAUGUAUUAAUUUGUUGCAGUGGGUAUUUAAAUUUGAGUUUAGAUUAGUUGAUCGUGUACUUUAUAACCAGUUAAUUCUAAAGUCAAUAUUUUUGUGUAAGUCGGCAGAUAGUAAUAGUAUAUUUAAAUAUGUGGUUUAUUAAUUGAAUAUACUAAAUUAAGUAGGUACUUUGUAUUGUACCUACAAUACCUUGCCUUCUCUAAAAUCACAUGAAAGUAACAGUUUCAAUGUAUUUUAAUGCUUAUUAUAUUAUUUUAAAAAUCUUUCUCAUUUAUGUUGUUAAUUUAGUUCUAUGCUAUCGAUUUAUUUAUUCUAAUAAAUUCUUUUUUUU
Messenger RNA from Plutella xylostella (diamondback moth), 5285 nucleotides. It is a transcript of the gene Vinc, whose product is annotated as vinculin. Gene Ontology annotation, molecular function: actin filament binding. NCBI's taxonomy places the organism in Eukaryota, Metazoa, Arthropoda, Insecta, Lepidoptera, Plutellidae. The record is from RefSeq and is a predicted model, not a curated record. Gene Ontology annotation, biological process: cell adhesion.